Messenger RNA from Cylindrotheca closterium, 1587 nucleotides. The record is from the annotation of a GenBank genome assembly. NCBI's taxonomy places the organism in Eukaryota, Bacillariophyta, Bacillariophyceae, Bacillariales, Bacillariaceae.
AUGAAGGACAGGCCCUACUCCAUUCCAAAGGAAUCAGCCUACCGUUUGACUCCUACGACCGCAAUAUCAAAUCUCAAAACACAAUUCCUACUGUAUUUGGUUGAACGUUCUGGAGAGGGUCCAUGUGGCUUAGAUGACUAUCAAAUGAUUUGGCGAUGUGGGAAAUCGCUUACCACAGAGGGUUGUCUUUGGGCCAUCGUCAUAGUCCUUCUAUUUGCCCAGCGAAAGCCGGUGUCAUGGGCUGUCUUGUUGACAACGAUGCAAUACGUGAUUGAGGUGUCUUUGAAAGGUUUUCAUCGAAAGAGCCACACCACACAAAGCGCCAAGUGGCGAAAGGGGGGUGAUGAUGGUGGUCUGAUUCAAGUAGCUCUCCUCGCGUCCCUGUUCCAUUCAUGCAGAAUGGCGGAUCAUUACAGCGAUCUCGCAAAAUUGGUGACUCUUGUAUCAUCCACCAACGAGGUUUUUGUUUGUAUUUCUUUCAUGGUUGCAAUUUGUUUGGACCAUUCUUUGUUCACGAUACACGCUGCUAUUUUUGCUUGCACAUGGUUGUGCUUGAAGGCUCUCUCCAGAGAUCGUCAUGAUUCGUUGACGAAAGGAGAAUCAGGUGUUCUCGUCACCUUAGCAACUAUUUUGAUCUCAGAGACGGUGAUGCAGAUCAGAGGCUACGCUUCUUGCACGGGUAUCUCACAUGAGCUUGUGGCUCUUUUGGGUGGAGCAGGUUGUCUAGCAACUUGUGUAACACUUGUUAUUUGGAGGUUCCCUUGGUGGAUACGACUACAACUACAUCUUGUUGGACCACUGGUUACAAUUGAGACAGGAUUGGCUUGGCGUGGAUAUAGUCCAUGCUUCAAAGACUAUCUGCCUCGAUGCUUGGACUGGCUUGUAAGGUUUCUUGUUUCACUAGAAGGUGGCUACCCUAGGUAUUUCGGUUUGAUAUACUGGCUUGCUGUUUUCGUUGUUGCUUUUGUCCCGACAAGGCUGGUUCUUGAAACAACGGAACUGGCGGUUGUCAUUCGACGAAAAUGGUUCCAUGCGGUCGCCGUAAUUCUUUUCUCUCCUGUGACCAAAACAUUCCCUCAGCUCAUGUCCUUGAGUUAUGCAAUCGCACUAUGCGCCUUAGCUGUACUGGAGGACCUUCGUCGGGACCUCCCUGCACUUCAAUCAUUCUACCUAAGCUUUAUUGAUUCAAGGAAGGACAAUCCGGAGCUGAUUGUGUCUCACAUGUUUUUGAUUCUUGGUUGUGCAAUGCCUCUCUGGAUAUCAGAGUGGGAAGGUACUGAGUCUGUCAAACUGCUUUUGUCGCAUUGGGGGGUCUUGUGCCUGGGUAUUGGGGAUGCGGCUGGAGCAGUCGUUGGAACAUGGUACGGAAAACAUCGAUGGGGCCAGAAUCAAAGAACAAUUGAAGGGUCACUGGCAAUGUGGACCAGCAUCACAAUAGCUGGCAUUGCAUUCAUCUCUGUGGAUAAGCACUUAGCUCUUUUUGCUGCAUCGACGAUUGCAACCUUGAUGGAAGCCUUUACAUUUCAAAUGGACAACUUGGUUUUGCCAAUCAUUGGUUCUACGGUAAUACUCCUAUUGCAAAAUUGA